GGAAACCUGGUUGGACAUGUACCAAAGGAAUUAUCAAGGCUCUUUCAUAAGUUCCUAAAUGAUUCUGGAGAACUUGAAGCAGAAUGUAUUGGAAAUAGGCUUAAUGCUGGGAAAGGAAAAGGGGUUGAAAUCCCUGUGGACUACAGACUUGUGGCCAAUGAUUUCUAUGUGGGAAGGCUCAAGAGGAAAUUAUCGAAGAAGGACUUUGUUGAUGAUAUCAACAUCAGUAAAAUUCAGCAAAUAACAGAAACUGGCUUAACGAGAUAAAAAAACGCUCAUUGUUCAUAUAUAUCUAUCAGCCACAAGCAAAAACAAUUGAUGUGCUGUAUCUCAAGGAUCUAUCACUUUAAAUGAUCUCACAUUGACUUGAGAAGCUGAAGCACUGCCCAUUGGGAGCUUACUUUGUUUUGAUAUUUUGCCAUUAUCUAUUUCACUGGGAUAUAUUUUUAUAUUUUAUAUUUAAUAUCUUGUGAUUCUGACAGAGUUGGAGAUGGUCAGAAAACUUUUUUUGAUACUGCCUUAGUAGGUACUUGCAAAUACUUGAGGAAUUAUUUGAAU
Porites evermanni is the source of this 558-nucleotide messenger RNA. Lineage: Eukaryota; Metazoa; Cnidaria; Anthozoa; Scleractinia; Poritidae. The record is from the annotation of a GenBank genome assembly.